AGAGAGAUUUUCACUACUUUGAUAGCUUGAAAUUCUACAAAAAAUGCGCGCGCUCUUUUGUCUUCCCCGAGUCAGUAUCGUUCUCGCCUGUCAAAAACUCUCCAAAGGUUCACGCGUUUCUCCAUUUCGUGCGAUAAUAUAUGUGAUCACGAUUUAUUCAAAGUUAAUUUUGAUUUUCGUGAUUGUAUAGUUAUAAUCUUGGAAUUUAGUCAAGCAAAAUUUCAAUCGAUUAAUGAUCAACAUCUCUUCCAAGCGCGUCUAAUGAAAAUAAUAAAUUUGAAAAAGAUUCUACUGAUAACGGAUCAAACAGGAAAUAUAGCCCGCGAGAGUUUAUGAUGUACACGCGGAUCUUAUAAUGUACAGGUUCUUACAAAUCCUUUAUAUAUGUAAUGAAAAAGAAACUACUGAACAUUACAUUUGAUAAAAUUCUAAUGCUACAUAUAGUACAUGCAACGGCUCGCCCAUCCAACUCGUUAAUUCGUUAGGAAAAUUAAUGAGCUGUCAAGAUUAUUAAUCUUCCGAGAUGCUCGAUUGACUGGCAGUUGCUUUAGCAUAGUUCCAACGUGAGCAAAGCGCACGUACGGACUCUACGAAUAUAUAAGCGGCGGAAAAGUAUAGUUUCCUAUGGUUAUUAUCUUAUACCGCACGUAGCGGUCAUGGACAUAUUCCAGAAUUUGAUUAGAGGCUUCGUCCGUGGAGCGCGAACCGCGCGAUACCGAUAAGGAAUAUGCUCAUCGUAGUGUCGCGUUGUCUUGCAUUAUUGAUGACAUGCGCCAGAUGCGCCACGAUCAUGCGGAGCCUUGCCGAAGGCCGGGGACAAACGUCACAUGACACGACACUCCUAAGUUCCACGGACGACGCUUCAAUUCCGGAAGAAUAUCUGAAAAAGUUCCGUCCCUCUGCCGUCAGACAUUGGCAACGCAAACACGCGAUACGACAACCGACGGUGUGUCUCCGACCACCCGCGAUAUCGCACUCGCGAAUCGUGCCGUGUGAGCUGCACAGGAGACUUCAAAAUCCGAUUCAAAUACUAUUUGGAUAUAUUAGAUACCGAUCUCGGUUGGCAUAUAGCAGUAUGCAGGAAGAAAUUCUUUUCGCACGUUAACUAUGAGAUAUCUCUUAUUUAGCAGUCAAUGUAUUGAGGAGAUCUCGAUGUAACGAUUAAAUAUAUUUUCGGACUUACUGAUCAGCGCGAAUGUACAAUGGUCGAGAUCAACCGUGAGAAGCGCGCGAUCACGUUUCGUACUGAAAAAUAUCGUGAUAUUAUUAGAUAACGAUAAGACGAUGCGAAAUUUCUGUUAUAGAAUUCUCCAUUUACACGUGGUGUCUUUUAUGAUAAUGGUCGUACCGUGAUAAGAAGAAAAAAAUCUCUGUAAACCAAAGGUAAUAGA
Molecule: messenger RNA, 1391 nt
Organism: Harpegnathos saltator (Jerdon's jumping ant)
Lineage: Eukaryota; Metazoa; Arthropoda; Insecta; Hymenoptera; Formicidae
Exons: 2
Coding region: 728-1105 (125 amino acids)
Source: RefSeq, a predicted model, not a curated record